CACCUACCUACUUACAGUAAGGACUGUAAGGUACUUUACGGUAGUCACUAUGCGAGUUAUUCACUUGGCAUCUGCCUUCACUUCACUCGCAUCAUCGGGUAGUGCCGCACUGUCAUCAUAUACAUUGCUGCGCCCAGACGUCGUCCGUCUCCACCAAUCACUAGUCGAGAUCGAAUCCAUCUCCGGCCAUGAACAAGCCGUGGGAGACUGGCUAUACCACAGCCUGAUCCAGCAAGGCUAUCACGCCGAGAAGCAAUAUGUCUCCAGAGAUCCCGAACGCUUCAAUGUCUACGCUUGGCCGGGAGAGAAUCGAGACCCGCCCGUGAUGUUGACCAGUCACAUCGAUACUGUUCCACCUUUCCUCCCAUAUAAAUAUACCAAAGAUGAAGACCAUCCAGGCAACUCCACCAUCUUCGGCCGCGGCUCCGUAGACGCCAAAGGCAGCGUGGCGACCCAAAUCAUCGCCAUCAACGAACUCAUCGCCUCCUCUGCCAUCUCGCCCGACGACGUCUCCCUCCUCUACGUCGUCGGCGAAGAAAUCGGAGGAGGCGGAAUGCGCGCCGCCAACAACCUCUCCCUCUCACACACCCAAACCAUCAUCUUCGGCGAACCCACCGCCCUCCACCUCGUCUCGGGCCACAAAGGAACCAUGCAAGCCAUCAUCCGCGCCAAAGGCAAAGCAGGCCACAGCGGCUACCCCUGGCUCGGACGAUCCGCCAACGAAGUCCUCGUAUCCAGUCUGGCGGCCAUUAUGCACUUGGGAGACCGACUCCCCACAAGUGCGAAAUACGGUUCGACGACCUUCAAUCUCGGCGUGCUCCAAGGCGGCGUCGCAGCAAAUGUCAUAGCACAAAACGCCACCGCCACCAUCGCCGUGCGCAUCGCCCACGGCACAACUUCCAUGAUCCAACACGCCAUGACCCAAGCCAUCCACGAAGCCGUGCAACCCUUUCUCUCCGGAAAUGGUGAUGAUGAUGAUAACCAUUUAACACCCCAAGAUAUCGUCGAACUCGACUUCACAGGCGCCGGAUAUGGCCCCGUAGACAUUGACCACGAUGUCCCCGGCUUCGACGUCAUCACCGUGAAUUACGGAACCGAUAUUCCUUGGUUGGAGAAAGUUGUUUCGGACCAGAAACGCUACUUGUAUGGUCCGGGGACGAUUUUUGUGGCGCAUGGCGAUCAGGAGGAGUUGAGGGAGAAGGAUCUGUGGGAGGCUGUGGAGGGAUAUCAGAAGAUUGUGUUGUUUGCACUUGGAAAGGAGGGGGAGGGGGAGGGAGAGAGGGAGAGUGGUGAGGAAAAGGAGGAUUUGUGAAUAGAAUAGAAAAGAAUCGGGAUGCAGAGUUACCUUAACGUGAUCUGACCGGAUAAUAUAAAUCAAAAAUCACAGUGUAAGC
Molecule: messenger RNA, 1394 nt
Organism: Sphaerulina musiva SO2202
Lineage: Eukaryota; Fungi; Ascomycota; Dothideomycetes; Mycosphaerellales; Mycosphaerellaceae
Product: Zn-dependent exopeptidase
Exons: 2
Coding region: 50-1312 (420 amino acids)
Molecular function (GO): hydrolase activity
Source: RefSeq, a predicted model, not a curated record